AUGAGUGAUACUGAAAAUGAAAAGAAGUUGACCCUGGUCGAAGUUUCAUCCGCUGAUAAAGACAUAGAAGCUGUCAAUAGUGGUACCAAAUCCUCUGACAUGGAUGCUGGAGCUAAAUACUUAUUAGAUCAUCCACAACAUGCUGAUUAUACUGAAGAAGAAGCCAAAAAGGUGUUAAGAAAAAUUGAUUGGAUGUUGAUGCCAAUCAUGACUAUUAUUAUUACCUUGGCUGCGGCUGAUAAAAUUUUGAUUUCCAAUGCUGCUGCAUAUGGGAUGACAGCUGCUUUGAAAUUACAUGGUUCACAAUAUUCGUGGUUAGGUUCUAUAUUCUAUUUUGGAUAUUUGGUUGCUGAAACUCCUGCUAAUUUUCUUUUGCAAAAGCUCCCUGUAGCAAAAGUUUUGAUAGCAGCUUCAACUUUAUGGAAUAUCGUUUUGAUGUGUAUGGGUGCUGCAAAUACCUUCCCACAAAUGGCAGCUUUAAGAUUCUUGUUAGGGAUUUUUGAAACUCCUCUAUUCCCAUUCUGUUCUAUUAUCACUGCCAUGUUCUACAAAAAAUCAACUGAAAUCGGUAUCAGAACAUCCAUCUGGUUCAGUGGAUUCUCAUCAGUUAUUACUGGUACUUUAUCUUAUGCCAUUGGUCAUGCUGAUGUUAAGAUAGAAAACUGGAGAUUAUUAUUCAUUGUAUUUGCUUCCAUCACUUUGUUCUUCACUGCCAUUGCCUUCUUCAUCUUACCUGAUUCCCCAAUGACCUGUUGGUGGUUGAACGAAAGAGAAAAAUAUAUUGCCAUCCACAGAACAAUUGAAAACAGAACUGGUAUCAAGAACACUUCAUUCAAGAAAAACCAAGCACUCGAAGCUGUCACUGACUUGAGAACUUGGAUCAUGUGUGUUGGUGUAUUCUGUGCUAAUAUUAGUAAUGGUGCAUUGGUCACUUUUGCUGCUCAAAUUGUUAGUGGUUUAGGGUUUGCUCCAAUCAUCACUACUGCUUUAGGUAUUCCAACUGGUUUAAUGAUGACUUUAUCUUCAUGGAUUAUUGCCUUCUCCCAAUUUUUCUUCCCAGGUAAAUACAGAACUUACUUCGCUGUUGUCGUUUCAUUAGUACCUAUCAUUUGCUGUUCAUUGAUGUUAACCUUAGAAGGCAGAUGGUCAUUAUACGUUGCUUAUUUAUUCUUUUACUUCUAUUGGGGGGUUUAUACUUCAUUCACCAGUUUGAGUAUUGCAAACACUGCUGGUAGUACCAAAAAGACCACCGUCAAUGCCAUCAAUUUCACUUCUUAUUGUGUUGCCAAUAUUGUUGCUCCACAAUUAUUCUUAACAAAAGAGGCUCCUACAUAUUUAACAGGUUAUCAUUCUAUUUUAGGUUUCAGUUCUGCUGCCACGGUUUGUUUGGCUCUUUAUGGAGGUUUAGCUGUUUAUACUAACAAGAAAAGGGACAAUGAGUUUGGUCCUGCCGAUGAAAAUAUCGAUGAUGAGUUAGAUAAACUUGACUUAACCGAUGGUGAAAAGAAAAAAUGGUUCCGUUAUGUUUGGUAA
This is a messenger RNA of Yamadazyma jaroonii, 1533 nucleotides long. Lineage: Eukaryota; Fungi; Ascomycota; Pichiomycetes; Serinales; Debaryomycetaceae. The record is from the annotation of a GenBank genome assembly.